Danio rerio (zebrafish) is the source of this 1628-nucleotide messenger RNA. Lineage: Eukaryota; Metazoa; Chordata; Actinopteri; Cypriniformes; Danionidae. The record is from RefSeq and is a predicted model, not a curated record.
UACAUAUCUAUCUAUCUAUCUAUCUCUGUCUGUCUGUCUGUCUGUAAUAACGUAAUGUCUUUACAUUUAAGAGGUGCAUUUGUAGAACCCCAACAUUUCUACAAAAACCAAGGUGUAUCACAACAAUCAAUUGUGAAACUACAAUAAUAACGUUUUAAGUUUCAUUGAAAGUGGAAACCUUGGUUUACUAUCACCAAAUUAAUAUAUGAAGUCUGUAUGUUACAUCAGUUUUUCGUCACCGUAUCGCACCAGGUGGUUAUUUUAAAACAUUGGUUCGUUAGCCGUGAAAAAAUAUAUUAUUUCCCUCACACAAAAGUCUCUCUUACCUUUUCCUCAUCACAAGAUAAAGUUUUAAUGUGAAUAAACGUCUUGUUGCUGAAUGACACCGCAGAGUGAACUGUAAAGCCGUUACCUCACCUUCCCGCGUCGUGUCACACACAUAUCACGUGAAGAGCUCGUCUGUGAUUGUCCUGGUAACGGUUACCCGGUAACGAGUGUGAGGAUAAAAAGAGACUCGACGCGCACAGGUAUUUUUAAAAAGGACGACAGACCAGUCACAAGACAUUAAUAACGCAGCUAAAGUUAAAAGAUGGUUGGGCCGUUGGGCGUAAUCAAGCCUUCAUUUGGGACGGGCAGACCAGCGGGACGUCCGGCUAACAUCAGCAUUGACCAUUACUGCACCUCCUACAGACAGUCUUAUGGUAAGGAGUUAUUCCAGCCAUGUCUAGGCUAUCAUCAUGGGACAGGAUAUUCUGCCAACCACCGUCCCGUUCUGUACUACAGCUCCAGGCUGGAUGACUAUGAUAAUCCACAGUUUGGUUUCUCAUUGUUGGACAGUUUUGAGUCUCAGUCGAAGCGCCAUUACCAGCGUCUGGUUCAGCCCGACGGGACGGAGCCUUUGGCCUGCUCGGGAUCCAGACGCAGAGAGAGCGGAUAUUUGCAGCUACAAUCUCAGCCAAGACUUAGAACAGCGUCAUGUCAGACUGAAUAUAAAGGCGCUUACAUUCCUCACAGCCUUAGAGUUGUGGAUGCUUCAGAUGACCGUGUUUUAAUCGGGCAUAUUGAAGACAGUGGAUACACUGAAGGAGCCAAUCUACAGUUGCACACCUUCCUUCCUAAAUACGUCAACAUGGACGACGCUCGCAGGACUCAUGAAAGUGUGAUGAGGACUGACUUCCUUGCCGGAUCUUUUCUACAGGGUAGGAAAGCAUUUCCAAAGCUUGCCUCCCGUUCAAAUCGAGAAACUGGAUUUACAAGAGACACCGAGAGGCCUUUGACCAGUUCAACCUCAUUGCAACAUGGCAUAAGUCAGGACAACAGACAGAAGACCAGACCAAAUGUUGCUACAUUGUCCAUUGGGCCUGUGGGCUCAUCAGGAUUCGUCCUGAAUGCCCCCAACAUCACCAGACUCUCACAAACACCAGCCGACCCGCAACACUUCCUCACACACUACCAAAGCAAGUUUUAUAACAAGUCAUUAACAGAGCAGCAAAGAUCAGACUGGAUGAGAGGAGGCAUACAGAAACACAGAAAGAGCGGAUACAGUGGACGCGACACAGAUAGGUUUAAUCUUAGUGGAUAUUAAGUCCUGGCUUCAUAAUAAACCUCAAUUAUUGAUUUAAAUGCAA